UUCUCCUGAAUGACUUGCUUUCGCGUAGCACUUGAUCGUUCCUUUAAGUACUAGAAGUUCUCUACAUCUAACAAAUCUUUGCAGGUGAUAAAUAAUCCCAAACAAGUGGUAGAAAGCUACGCAAACAUAAAUACGGAUUUGUAUCUUGCGGCGCUUUUGGAGUUUGUGGGGUGAAAAGGCGGGUUACGGUGCAGUUCAUUCAUUCAGUGGUAAUUGGUGGAGCAUUCUUUCUUACCAAUGAGGUUUUGUUGUUGGACGUCUUUGGCUGUCGUUUUGGCGGUAUUUCUUGGAUUUUAUGAGAAUGUUUGUGCAAAGGGAACUUUAUCUAUUCAGUUGCUAGAUUACAAUAAUCCCCGUUCAAAAGAUUACAAUGGAGAUUGCUGUGACUGUUGCAGUUUUUUCGGGUCGUGCCCAAAUGAUUGUGAAAACUUUUUUAAGCUGACUGUUACCAAAUAUCCAUACACAGUCUUCACUGCUCUCUCACCGUGGGUUCGAUGGGAGACUUACAUCAUGGGAGAUGACAGUUUUUCUUUUCCCGGAUUUGGUGACACUGUUGGUAAUGGUCUUACAAACCCCUUGAUAUAUCAUUUCAAUCAAAGAUGGCCGGGUGCAUUUUCUAUUGCUCUGGAUGUGUGGGACUCAGAUUCUGGCAAUUUUCUUGGUAUUGGAUCUGCAGAUGAUCUUAUUGAUGUAAUUCAAUCAGACAUUUCUACUGCACCAGCGCAGAAAGAUUUACAAAGUUCUGUAGCUAAAACAAUUACACUGACAGGCAAGAGGUCAAGCACAAGAAUUUUGGUCCGCAUUUACUGUGAUGCUAAUUAUUAUGGAACAGACUGUAAUACAUAUUGUGUUGGGCGGGAUGAUAGCAGCGGCCACUACAAGUGUGAUGGCCAAACUGGUAACAAGGUCUGCUUAUCAGGCUGGAGAGGAAGUAACUGUCUGAUACCGAUAUGUUCCCAUGGGUGUGAUCCAAAUCAUGGUUCUUGUACAAAGCCCAAUACUUGCAACUGUGAAGAUGGUUGGCAGGGUGCUCGUUGUGCAACAUGUGUAAAGAAACCAGGAUGUACUGCUAAUGGUUUCUGUGUAAAUGGGAAUGACUGUGUUUGUAGUCCAGAUUGGACAGGGUCUGACUGUGGACAAGACCUUAACCGUUGCCGAGAUACAAGCCUUUGUAAAAAUGGUGGUACUUGUAUCAACACUGACCCUGAUAAGUUCCGGUGUGAUUGCCAACCUGGCUUUACUGGUGACCAGUGCCAAACUGAAAUUGAUCUUUGUGCCAGUCAUCCAUGUGAAAACAAUGGAACAUGUAAAAACUUCCGUACAUAUUACACAUGCUCUUGUCCUCCUGGAUUUCAAGGUGUCAACUGUGAGACAGAUAUUGAUGAAUGUAAGCAAGACAAGUGCAGAAAUGGAGCUACAUGCAAAGAUAUGGUUAAUUCUUAUGAGUGUUCCUGUGCACCGGGUUAUACUGGUGGCGACUGUGAACAUAACAUUGAUGACUGCCAAGGAUCUCCAUGUCAAAACAAUGGAACUUGCAUUGAUCAGAUCAAUGCUUACAGAUGUGUCUGUCGUCAAGGUUUUAAUGGUAGCAAUUGUGAGACAAACAUUGAUGACUGUACACCCGCUGCCUGUAGCAAUGGAGGAACUUGUCAUGAUGAGGUAAAUAACUUCCGCUGUAGUUGUUCAGAAGGAUACCUUGGAAGGACCUGUAGUAAUGCCACAGAUGAGUGUUCUACUAUGCCAUGCCAAAAUGGAGCAACUUGUACUGAUUUGCAUCGUGACUACAAUUGCUCAUGUCCUGCUGGUUUUAUGGGCAAAGAUUGUGAAACCAACAUCAAUGACUGCAUUUCACCAUCGCUGUGUGACCAUGGAGUCUGUCAAGAUGGCAUCAACAACUUCACUUGUGACUGUCAUGAAGGAUAUACAGGACGGCAUUGUGAGAUCAACAUAGAUGAUUGUCAGGGUAAUAUGUGUGUGAAUGGGGCCACAUGCGAGGAUGGAAUAGCGCAGUACUCAUGCAAGUGUGCCCAGGGCUUUGAGGGAAUUUAUUGCCAAAACAACACUGAUGAUUGUGUAUCAGCUGUUUGUCUGAAUAAUGCAACUUGUGUGGAUCAGAUUGCAAAUUACACUUGCAACUGUAGUCUGGGCUUUACAGGUCGUCAUUGUGAGUCCCCAAUAGACUACUGUGCAGAGAGGGGUUGUAACAAUAGUGGGACCUGUAUCAAUGAGCGUGCUGAUCGACGUUGUCUCUGUCCUCCUGGGUACAAUGGUUCUAGUUGUGAAAUUGACCCUUGUAUGAUGAGACCCUGUAACAAUGGCACUUGUACUUUGAGAAGUGAUGGUGGCUACAAAUGCAACUGUCAUGAAAUCUUCACAGGGCCACACUGUGAAAUUGACAUUGACUACUGUGAUCCUAGAAAUGACAUAUUUUCCCAAGAGGGUCAGGGAUCAUGGACAGAGUUUGGUUACUGUGGACAGUAUGGAACAUGUGUUGAUGGUGUCACAUCAUAUUCAUGUCAAUGUGACAGGGGCUGGACUGGAAAAAAGUGUGAUGUUGAUAUAAAUGAGUGCGCCCCAAAUCCAUGUCAGAAUGGGGGGCAAUGCGUGGAGCAAUUUAAUGCAACUUAUGUAUGUGGGUGUGCUGCAGGCUAUGCUGGAGUGAAUUGUACAGAAAAUAUUGAUGACUGUAGAAAUAAUUCGUGCCAGCAUGGCUCCACUUGUUUGGACAGACUUCAUGGGUAUGAUUGCAUCUGCCCAUCUGGACUGAAAGGAAUUCACUGCCAGUCAAACUCAUCUUGGUGUCAAGAUCCCAGUCCAUGUCUUAAUGGUAACUGUACAGAUGUAGGAGAUAAUUUUACCUGCAGCUGUGAAGAUGGUUUUGAAGGAGAUAGGUGUGAAAUUGAUAUCAAUGAGUGUGUAAACUCAUCUCAACUUUGUGGUCAAAAUUCUGUUUGUCUGGACCUGCCAGGUGGCUUUAAGUGUCAAUGUAACGAUGAUUACACUGGGGAACGCUGUAGCACAAGAAUCAAUGAUUGUGAGCCAGACUCAUGUAUGAAUGGUGGUACAUGUGUAGAUGGUGUGCGAUCUUUCACCUGUAAAUGCAUCAAGGGCUUUUAUGGGGACAGAUGUGAACAGGGCCAAGAUAUCAAUGAGUGUGAGGCAGCAGACUCUCCUUGUCCAGCAGGACAUAAUUGCAUCAACAAUUUGGGAAGCUAUGCUUGUUAUUGUCCAAGGGGAUUUGAAGGCUCAGCCUGUGAAAUUAAUACUGAUGAUUGUAAACCUUCAGUUUGUCAGCAUGGAGGAAAGUGUACUGACAAAGUGAAUGAUUACGUGUGUGAUUGUUGUCCAGGAUGGAGUGGCAAGAACUGCUCACAGUUUAAUAGUGAAGACGAUGUCUGUGGUUGUGACCAGGGAUUAUGUGAAUGCAACAAGGAAACUCAGACCAGUUUUUGUGACUGUUUUGAGGGAUUUGAAGGUAAUUUUAUUAUUCUAUUAUUUUCUGGCUCUAAGCCACUUCAUUAG
Messenger RNA from Pocillopora verrucosa, 3522 nucleotides. Lineage: Eukaryota; Metazoa; Cnidaria; Anthozoa; Scleractinia; Pocilloporidae. The record is from RefSeq and is a predicted model, not a curated record.